AUGGCUCAACCAAGCAUGGAGGACCAGCUUCUGGUCAUCCUCUCCGAUACACUUUCCAGCUCGAGUGGACCAAGAAAACUUGCCGAAGUCCAAUUGAAACAAGCAGAGGUCCAGACUGCUUUCCCAGGAAGUUUGGCGACUAUUGGAUGCCACGCCAAUAUAGCUAUCGAGGUUCGGCAAGCCGCCCUGUUAUCUCUGCGAACGUUCGUAGACAAGAACUGGAGCGGCUACGACGAAAAUGGUCCGACUAUUACCAUUGAAGAAGGCGUCAAGGAACAAUUACGACACAGCAUGUUGGAGUUGGCUACAAGUAAUGCGGACAGAAAGUUGACAAAAGCCGCGAGCCACGUUGUGAGCAAGAUUGCGAACGUCGAUUUCCCAGAGCACUGGCCAAACCUUCUGCCGACCAUAUUGCAGGUGAUUUCCACCGCUGAUGACACCCAAACACAUGGAGCCUUGAAGGUGCUUUCAGACCUUGUAGAAGAAUCAUUGAGCGAGGACCAGUUCUUUGCUGUUGCUCGGGAUAUAACCAGCGUGGUUUAUGCAGUGGCCGUCAAUGAAAACCGCAAGUUCUCUCUGCGAGCUUUGGCGGUCUCCGUCUUCCGCAGCACAUUUGAUAUUAUGGACAUGGUGAAGGAUGAACACGGACAGGAAGUGACAGGAUUCGCGGAUGAGGUUAUCAAAGCAUGGUCUCCCUUCUUUAUGGAGACCAUGCAGAAGAGGUUGCCUGCCAAGCCAAAGAGCGAGGAUGAGGGAUACGAAAGCUCUACUGCUGACAGAGCCAAUACAUGGAAAGGCUUAAUCACUUUGAAGCUUCAGGUAGUGAAGACUCUCGCAAAGGUCCGAACAGUUUUCCGUCAAAUACUUCUGCCACAAAGCCCAGCUCUGUUUACUGCAACCUGGGAAGAACUGUCAUCACUUCAACAAACAUACCAGGAAAUGUUCAUCGAAAAUGAUGAGCAGGGGAAACUUGAAGACGCCGAUGGUAUGCCUUACACUCUAGAUCUGCUGGUGUUAGAGGAUCUUGAUUUCUUAUCCUCUUUUCUGAAAGCUCCUCCAGUCAGGGAAGAGCUCGAGAGACAGAUACAGAGUAACUCUAGCGUCGCAGCAACGCCCUGGGUCAUGGAUAUUAUGAAAUUGGCUGGAGGCUUUGCGCAAAUUGGCAAAGAAGAAGAAGACCUAUGGGAUAUUGAUGUCAACCUCUAUCUAGCAGAGGAGAGUACUGUUACGGCCAACUACACUCCCCGAACGGCUUGUGGUGACCUACUAAUAAAGCUGGGUGAAUGGCUCAAUCAAGGUGCUCUAGAGGGUUUGUUGGCGUAUACUCGGGAUCUAUUUUCAUCAGAAACCAUUAGCUGGAGAGUUCGAGAGUCAGCGCUAUACCUCCUGACCCCGCUUAUGGUAGAUUUUCUCGAUAUGACCAAGCCUGUCACACCAGAAGUCGCGAGUGGAUUUCUACAACUGGCAGAGUACGCUAUAAUCAGUCCUAAUAAUCCGCUUCUAAGAGCUAGAGGCUAUCUUGUAGCUGCACUGCUAGUACAAUAUCUUCCAGAUGUUUCCCUUGGACUUCUGGACCGAACCAUUAAGGGUGUCAAUGGAGACGAGUCUGAAGUCGUCAAAGUUGCGUGCAUACGGGGACUCCAAGGUUUCAUGAAAGCACGUACCGUUCCUCCGGGUCAUCAGGUACCUAUCGUUGCAGCCAUAUCCGAUUACCUUUAUGGAAAAGAUCUAACAGAGUUUGACGAUGCAAACGACUUACUAGUGACUUUGGUCGAGUCAUUACGCGAUGCCAUCUCAUUGGAUCCAUUUAUCGCGAUCUCCAGCGAAAGCACACCUUUGGAUCUUCUUUUCGUUCUUGCAAAGCAUGGUGCUGCGGAUUUCCAGCUGACAAUGCUCGUAACGGAAGCCUUUGAGGAAAUCGCAGAGGCUCUUGCUCCAAGCAAUGAAGCUUACAAUGCAUUAUGCGACAAGGUCAUACCAUCACUCACUAGCGCCUUUGAUAUAGGUGGUAUGACAGGUGAUGACCCUCUUGUCGAACUCGCCGCGGAACUCCUUGCUAUCCUCACCCAGAAAGGAUCCGAACCUCUGCCACCUAAAUACGUCGCUCGAGCCCUACCGAAGCUUAACCGUUUACUAAUGUUAACCACCGAGGGAGCAGUUCUUCGCCCUGGUGUCGAGGCCAUCAAGUACAUGUUGAUGCAUGAUCACCAGCAAGUGUUUGAAUGGCAUGACGAAGAGAAUCGGUCAGGUUUGGAAGUCUCUUUGAUUAUCAUUGACAAGUUACUGGGUCCUAAUAUCGAGGAUAACGCCGCAUCAGAGGUUGGUGGACUCGCCGCUGAGCUUGUCGAGAAGGCGGGUCAAGAGCGUCUUGGUCCAUACCUGGAAUCUCUAUUGAGAGCAGUUGCCUCGAGACUGGCAACCGCCGAAGCUGCACCCUUCAUUCAGUCGUUGAUUCUGGUAUUCGCACGGCUGUCACUCGUUGGAGCCCAGGAUGUCGUUGAAUUCCUAUCACGGAUCGAUAUUAAUGGCCAAAAUGGUCUACAAGUAGUCCUAAGCAAGUGGACAGAGCACUCUGUAAACUUUGCAGGCUAUGAUGAAAUCAGACAAAACGUCAUUGCUUUGUCAAAAGUAUACAGCUUGAACGAUCCCCGGGUAGCUCAAACCAUGGUGAAAGGUGAUCUGAUCAUUCCAACUAGUAAUAGAAUCAUGACCAGAUCGCAAGCUAAACUGAAUCCAGAUCAAUACACCAUUAUUCCUGCUCCUCUUAAAAUCAUCAAAGUCCUCAUCGAAGAACUUCUAUCAGCGUCAGGUCACCAAACUGCAGCUCAGAUUGCUAGUCAAGCCGCCGAAUUUGCGGAUGAAGACAAUGAUAAUGAUGAUUGGGAAGAUGUGCCAAGUAACAUUCUGGACCUCGGCCUCGGGACUACGAAAGCAGAUCUCAUGGCUUAUGCUAAUGAGGGUACGGCUAGUUUUAUGCGACAGAAAGAUGAUGAGACGCAAGCUUAUCUGGUAGAAUUCUUCCUGAAUGCCACGAGAGAGAAUGUUGCUGGGUUUAAUGAAGUAUACGCAUUGUUGACUGAUGAGGAGAAGGGAAAGUUAAAUGAAUGUGCUGGGGGUGCUGGACAGACUCAAUGA
Molecule: messenger RNA, 3135 nt
Organism: Glarea lozoyensis ATCC 20868
Lineage: Eukaryota; Fungi; Ascomycota; Leotiomycetes; Helotiales; Helotiaceae
Product: ARM repeat-containing protein
Exons: 5
Coding region: 1-3135 (1044 amino acids)
Biological process (GO): protein import into nucleus
Cellular component (GO): nuclear envelope; cytosol
Molecular function (GO): small GTPase binding
Source: RefSeq, a predicted model, not a curated record